Messenger RNA from Eufriesea mexicana, 1206 nucleotides. Its product is annotated as mitochondrial import inner membrane translocase subunit TIM50-C. The transcript has 8 exons. The coding region runs from base 44 to 1192 and encodes 382 amino acids. Lineage: Eukaryota; Metazoa; Arthropoda; Insecta; Hymenoptera; Apidae. The record is from RefSeq and is a predicted model, not a curated record.
CUUUGCAUACAUCUGCCAGAAAGUUCAUGAUUUGUUUAAAGUAAUGGCAUUUGCAACAAAAAAUGUACGAUAUUUAUACAAAAUAUACAAUGCAAAUACAACAACUGUAUAUUCAGCACUUCGUCUACCAAUUGCUCGAAUAUCAGUUGUUCAGAAAAUGCAAAGACAAUUUUAUAACACAGAAACACAUAGACCAAAAAUAACAGGUAGUUUAACAAAUAUUCAAUCAUCUGGAGGAACUGUACAAUCUCUAACACAAGAUAGACUGGAUAAUAAAAAGUCGACUGAAGAAGCAAAUGAAGAAGCAGAGGAAAAGGAAAGACGAGAACAGUCACAAAGGAUGCUUAAAUAUAGUUUUACAUUUUUGGGAGUAUGCACAACUCUUGGACUGUCUUGUAUAGUAUAUAACUUAACAAAAACUAAAUACGACGAACAUGGAAAUGUGAUUGAAGAUGAAUUCGCUAAUUUACCAUUUUAUGAAAGAUUAUAUAAAAUGUUCAGACGGGAAUAUAACUAUUACACUAAGCUGUUACAAGAACCCAGCAGAGAUAAACUACUUCCAGAUCCACUCAAAUUACCUUAUAUUCAACCUCCAUAUACUUUGGUACUGGAAUUGACAGAUGUACUGAUACAUCCAGAUUGGACAUAUGAAACUGGUUGGAGGUUUAAAAAAAGACCUGGAGUAGACCAAUUUCUAGAGGCCAUAGCACCACCACAAUUUGAAAUUGUAGUAUAUACAGCAGAACAAGGAAUGACUGUUUUUCCUAUCUUGGAUAGCUUGGAUCCUAAUGGAUAUAUCAUGUACAGACUAGUAAGAGAUACAACACGUUUUGUAGAUGGUCACCAUGUUAAGGAUUUAAGUGCUCUUAAUCGUGAUCUUAGUAAAGUUAUAGUAGUUGACUGGAAUCCAGUGAGUACAAAAUUUCAUCCUGAAAACACUUUACGACUACCCCAAUGGACUGGUAAUGACGAUGAUACAACGCUAUAUGAUUUAGCUGCAUUCCUUAAAACUAUAUUAACGACAAAUGUGGAAGAUGUACGAGAAGUUCUCAAUUAUUACAGACAGUUUGAUAAUCCAUUACAAGCUUUCAGAGAAAAUCAACGAAAAUUCUUGAUGCAAAUGGAGGAGGAGGAAAAAAGUAGUAAUAUUGUUACAUCAAAAUGGAAGCCAUUUUUUUACUGGAAUCGCUAAAUCAUUAGAAAAUG